Naegleria lovaniensis is the source of this 1935-nucleotide messenger RNA. RefSeq lists its product as uncharacterized. The record is from RefSeq and is a predicted model, not a curated record. The transcript has 3 exons. NCBI's taxonomy places the organism in Eukaryota, Heterolobosea, Eutetramitea, Acrasida, Naegleriidae. Bases 1 to 1935 code for a protein of 644 amino acids.
AUGUCUGUUACCACAGCUGAUUCUCCAACCACUCCAGUUAUUGGAGACAAGACCAAACACAAGAAUAUUCCCAACGAAGACUUUUCCAAUCAAUGUGUUUGUUGUAAACGAUACAAUCUUCAUUACAGCAAAAAGUAUAACAUCAAUGCGAGCAAUAAGAGUGCCUAUGUAGCUGCAUUCAAAUUCGAUGUACCUCUAGGAGUGUGCUGCAAUUCUUGCUACAACAAACAGCACCGAUACAAUAAGAACCAUCCCAACGCUGCUUCAGAACUGAUUAUUUCUACUUCUGCUUCUCCAAAAUCGACAACAACCACUUCUCCUAACCACAACCAUCAAGUAAGCUCUCCUCCAACGAUUUCUACCACCUCAAGUCAUCAUCAGCAACAACAACCACAAGAAUUAGAAGACGAGCCUUCAACUCCCUCUUCACGUGGUGGUAGAAGAUCAUCGAAUUCAAAUCGUACACCCAAAUCCACCACAUCAAGAGCUUCUCGAAGAGGUAGAUCAGCAUCUUCUCAAUCCAAAUCAAGUACCAACACCAACGACACCAAUAUGACAUGCAUUCAAAGUCCUGAUAGCGUCGAUAACAAAACGAAUAACAAUAUGUAUGAUCCAGACAACAAUCCACGAAAGAGAAAGAUGGAUCAUCAGCAAGAUUCGAACAAUAGCAUCAACAAGUUCAAGAAGGAAUCCGUACAUGCAUCGACGACGGAAGGUCCAUUUGGGUCAAUGCUCAACAACGAGGACUCCUCGGCCAACCACCAUCAUUCACAUCCUCGGCAUCAUCAACACGCUGCAGAUGAUGCUCUCUUCUACGGAGAAGGUGAUGAUCAAAUUGAUUCUCUCUUCAUUACUCAACAAGAGAUGUGGACCAGUCAGGAACCACAUGUUGCAACAUCAGCGACACAAUCACGCCCUCAACAAGGUUCAGAACUCGUAGCAGGUAUGGUUACUGGAAACAGUCAUCCCUCCUACCUCACUCCCUCACACUACAAUCAAUAUCUUCCAUUCCAUUCCUCAACCUCAACAACGGGAACAGCAAGUCAACCCAUUGUGGCUCAAUCCUCGGCAAGUGUUCAAAAGCUCUUAGUCGAGUUGGCUCAGCAACAACAACAGCUCUAUCAGCACACCAGUCGAUAUUUGCAACAACAGCAUUCACUCCGAGCCAUGAAUCAAGUGGUGGCUCCACAACAAGUCGUUUCUAACUCGUCGACCAAUCCAGAUUCCAUCCUCCAAUUACUUUCCGAAGAUCAAACAGCUUCUCAUGCUUCAGAAUUUGUUGAACCAGUGGUAGUAGCACCCAACAUGCAACCACAUUCGUACUUUGUUGAUUUGAUCAUGAACAAUGAGAAUUCUUCUGCAUCGAUGGAAAGCAAAAAGGUGAUGAAAACCUUAUCACCUCCUUCCUCUCAACAUUGUUUAUAUCCAUUCCAGACAGCAACCUCCACUCAGCAACAUGUUGUUUCUCCAACCAUGACCUUCAAUCCAUCUUCCUUGUUUCAUUCUACUGGCAGCAACACGACUACCAAUAAUCCAUUUACUACCUCAAACGCCUCGUCUCUUUCCUAUCUCAAUCAACCACAGACUUCUUUUUGUUCCGAACAACAACAACAACAGAAUCCUGCAGUCAUGUUUUUACUCUUCUAUGAUGACUCUAAAAUCAAAUCAAUUGCCGAUUAUUCCAACAUUCAAAACACACUCAAUAUUUCAAAAGUGUUCAUGCCCCGACAUGCACCUUACUCCAUGCUCAUGGAAAAGAUUACGGAGAGAAUGGCAAGUGAGAAGAAGUUAUGGAAUCAGAAUGGACUGAAGAGUGUAGCCUCUAUCAAGAUGAAGUUUUAUCUGAACGGAAGCACAGUGUUGAUGAAUAUAGAUCCGAACAAUCAAAUGUUGCGAUUUAAGGACAAUGAUGUCUUGUUUGUUCAUGUGAUGUAA